AUGAGCUUAAUUUUGAGGUAUCAAUAUCAUACAUCCAUCCAUCCAACAAAUGUCGUCGCCGUCAACCCCCUCACAAUCCCCAUCAUCGAUAUCUCGGACUAUCUCUCCAAAGACGAAUCCGCAACAGCAUCAAUCGCAUCUUCCAUCUCAUCUGCAGCCCAGUCCCCUGGGUUCCUCCAAAUCACUGGUCAUGGCAUCGCCCCAGAACUGACUAUAAAGCUACUCGACCGACUCAAGGCAUUCUUCGCUCUUCCCCUCGAAACGAAAACAACCCUGCACAGAAACAACUCUCCAGCUUUAAGGGAAUUCGAGGCCGUCGGCGAGCAGAGCCUCGAAAAGGGGGUUAUGGACUCCAAAGAGGGGUUUAUGAUUGGACCGGAAUGGCUGGUGGAAAAUGCCAAAAAUGCGAGGUUUCUGCAAGGUCCGAAUCAGUGGCCGGCGGAGACAGAUGUUGAUGGUCUGAGGGCCGUCAUGAUGGAAUAUUUUCGGGAGAUGCAGGCACUCAGCAAGAUUAUGUUUCGGUUAAUAGCUUUGGGGCUGACGUUGGAAGAGAGUUAUUUUGAUGGGUUUGUUGGUAGUGAGGAUUUAAUAACGAUGUGUCGAGCGCAUAGAUAUCCGCCGACUACGCAGGAAAUGUCCAAAAAGUCAAGGGGUAUAGGCGCGCAUACAGACUUUGGUGCAUUGACGUUACUGCUACAAGACAAAGAAGUCUUCCAUCGACCUACAGAGACCUGGCACCCUGUUCAGCCAGUUGUAGGUGCAUUUGUAGUGAAUAUUGGUGAUAUGUUAGAACGAUGGACAAACAACAAAUACACUUCCACCCUCCAUAGGGUUACUUCUCCCGUAAGCAAUGAAUAUCGCUACAGCGUAGCUUUCUUCAACGAAGGACUUCUCGAUCAGAUGAUUGAAUGUAUCCCGACUUGUCUAGAGUCCGGUCAAAAGGCACUGUAUGAGCCGGUGAAGGUAGAAGAGCAUUUGCGAGAGCGGUAUGGUAGCAGUUAUAUCAAAGUUGGUAUAAUCGCUUGA
Molecule: messenger RNA, 1026 nt
Organism: Talaromyces marneffei
Lineage: Eukaryota; Fungi; Ascomycota; Eurotiomycetes; Eurotiales; Trichocomaceae
Exons: 5
Coding region: 1-1026 (341 amino acids)
Molecular function (GO): dioxygenase activity
Source: RefSeq, a predicted model, not a curated record